ACUUUUUUUCUUUUAAUUAAGAAAAGAAAACUCUCAUAUUCACAAGAGCGUUCAUUCGAGAAUUCAAAUUUCUCUGUGAACAUGGGCGAAGAAUCUGAAACCGCUUCCGCUUCCGCUUCCGCUUCAGCAGAUCUCCAUCUCCUCCACAAGAUCGCCAAGAUCCUGAACGACACUCGCACUUCGUACGCCACUCAUAACCGGAAGCUCAAGGAGCUAGCCUCCCUACGAUCCAAACUAUCUCCCUCCGGUUCCGACGACGAGUCGCCUCCUCUCCGUCGAUUCUCCUCGGUGUUUUUCAAAGCCCUAACCCCUCUUUUCGCAGCGGCGCAACGGAGAACCGCGGCAGCAGAGCGCAUCGUGCGCUUCGUGGCGGAAUUCGCUUGCCUUGGUAGCAAUUCGGAUGGUGGCGAUUCCGAUUGCGACGAGUUUCUCGAUGAGUUCCUCAGGUUUUUGAUUCCUGGCGCUGUUGCUGCGAACAGAAACGCUAGGUUCAGGGCGUGCCAGAUCAUCUCCGAGAUAAUACUGAGGCUGCCAGAUGAAGUGGAAGUGGCGGAUGAGCUGUGGGACGAUGUAAUAGACUGUAUGAUGGUGCGUGUGCGGGACAAAGUCCCUGUCAUCCGUACCUUUGCUGUCAGGUCUCUUUCACGUUUUGUGAACGAUCCUGAUAAUACUGACAUUCUUGAUUUGCUCCUUGAGGUCCUUCCUCUCGAACAGAAUCCCGAGGUACGCAAAACAAUUGUUCUAUCACUGCCUCCUUCAAAUGCGACCACCCAAGCAAUCAUCGAUUGCACCCUCGAUGUUAAUGAAUCAGUCCGCAAAGCUGCUUACUCUGUUCUCGCUAAUAAAGUUCCUCUUCAGAGUCUAAGCAUCAAGCUUAGGACAACAAUUCUGGAAAGAGGGCUUGCUGAUCGCGCUGUAAAUGUUUCAAAGGAGUGUUUGAAGCUAAUGAAAGAUCAGUGGCUGUCAAACUCUUGUCAAGGAGAUCCUAUCGAAUUUCUUAAGUACCUCGAUGUUGAAACCUAUGAAUCUGUUGCAGAAUCAGCUUUGGAGGUUCUGUUAAGUGAAGGACUGAUAAUGCCUAGCGAUGAUAAAAGCAUCCAGCAGUACAUAUCGUCAGCUGAUGGUGAAGCUAGAGAUGAGAGUACAUGUUCUACGCCCAGCAUCCAACUUAUGGAGCCGGAGAUUGCUCUUUACUGGAGGGUUAUAUGCAGGAACUUGCACAAAAGCGCUCAAGCAAAGGGUUCUGAUGCUGCUACUGCGAUGGGAGCUGAGGCGGCAGUUUACGCAGCCGAAGCUUCAGAUGCUAAUGAUUUGCUGGAAAGAAUUCUUCCUGCAUCAGUUUCUGAUUAUGUUGUUCUAGUUAAAGCUCAUAUAGAAGCUGGACCGAAUCAUCACUUUGCUUCGCGGCAACUAUUAUUGCUGGGCACAAUGCUUGAUUUCUCUGACGCUAUGCUCCACAAGACUGCAAGUUCAUUUGUCCAGGAGCUGCUCCAUAGACCUUUUGAGCAAGAAUUAGAUGAAGAUGGCAACAGUAUUGUAAUUGGAGACGGUAUAAACCUCGGUGGUGAUAAAGAUUGGGCUGAUGCAGUGUCCAAAUUAGCUAAGAAAGUCCAUUCUGCCCCUGGAGAAUAUGAACAACUUAUACUUGUUGUUGUUGAAGAACUAGCCAGACCUUGUAGGGAAAGGACUGCGGAUUUCCUGCAGUGGAUGCACAUGCUUUCUCUGACAAGUCUUCUCUUGGAAAAUGGGGAAUCUUUACAUUCACUGCGAGAGAAGGCUAUUGAACCAGAAGAGAUAUUGCAUGCUUUGUUGCUUCCAGGGGCAAAACACACUCACUUGGAUGUGCAAAGGAUUGCAAUACAGUGCCUCGGUCUGUUUGGUUUGUUAGAAAAGAAACCUAGCGAAGAGCUAGUAAGGCAGCUACGGGUAGCUUUUUGUAGAAGCCCUCCUCCGAUUAGUAUUAUGGCUUCCAAAGCACUAGUGGAUCUUGGGAUGUGGCAUAGCCCAGCCGAAGUUGAUAAGGCAAUGGGACAAGAUCUCUUGUCACAAUUUGAGGACGAGAACAUUGAUUUUGUACCUGUCGACUUGUCCAAUGCCGAAGAAGAUUUAAACUUUAAGAUGCUCGAUCUGUUGUAUGCUGGACUUGAAAGCGAGGACUGGAGAGCAUACACAGAGAGCACUGAGAAUGAGUCGGUUAAAGCAACUGUCGGGGAGGGAUUUGCGAAACUUCUUCUUCUAGGAGAGAAGUUUCCAAACUUGCCUGCCUCUUUAUAUCCUUUUGUUUUGGUCAAGCUGAUUUCAUUAUACUUCAGCGAGGAAUCAAAGGAACAACUCAGGUUCAAACAGUGUUUAUCUGUCUUCUUCGAGCACUACGCUUCCCUCUCGGAAAAGCACAAGGGAUACGUGUCAAAGGCUUUUGUGCCUCUCAUACGUUCAAUGUGGCCUGGGAUUGAUGAUGGAAACUCUAAAAACUCUUCAUACGUCGUAUCAAAUCAACGCAAGCGUGCCGUUCAAGCAUCUAGAUUUAUUGUGCAGAUGAUGCAAACCCCACUAUACAAAUCACCACACUCACUAGAAGAAUCUAUCCAGCCUCCACUAGACCGUACAGAAGAAGGGUUAGCCAUACGCAUAGUCAUCGAGAUGGUGAGCUUCAAGGCAAAGAAGACUGCAGCUGAGAAGGCAUAUGUUUUAGCACUGUGCAAAACACUCGUGCUGCUCAAUCUAAAAUCAUCAGAACAAAAUGUAAUAAGAUUGAUCAAAAAUCUUUUAAGCCGAGUCGCGGACUCUGCAUACUCAGAGAAGGACCUUCUUAAGGAAGUGAAACUGGUGCUUGAACAUCUAAAAUCUUUGGAUGAUAAUCCAAGCGAGGAGCUUUCACAAGAUGAAGCACAAGAUGAAGCAAAGUCCAUCUUCGAAUCACUAGGAGUAAAUUACGACAUGGACAUCACUGCACCUGUAACAGUACCACAGACACCUGCUCCAUGCUCAACAAGACCUGCUCCUUCAAGAAGACGAGUAAGAAGGAUUGAAGAAUCCUCUGAUGAAGAAGAUGAAGAAGAAACAUCUCCUCCACCUUCUGCUCCUAAUACUUUGAUGACCCGGUCACACAGGGCAAGUAAAACUGCUGCUUUAGCCAAAAUAAUGGCAAGCAAAGUGAAAAAGAGAGAUACAGAUGAGGUAAUUGAGGAAGAAGAAGGUUCGUCUGAUGUUACGGCAGAGGAUUCAGAUGAAUCUGAUGAAUGAGAAUAGAGGUUGUUUGUACGUCUGUUACCAAAGUAUAUUUUGGGUUUAUGUGUAUUUUGGGUAUAGCAUCAAUGCUUGUUAUGUGUUAGUUGUGUCCAAUCCGUUGCUUGUUAUGUACGAGUUUUAGUUAAGUUUGCAAAUCUCGGAUUUGUUAUGAUCGUAACUUUGAUUUUUGAACUCUC
Molecule: messenger RNA, 3425 nt
Organism: Brassica napus (rape)
Lineage: Eukaryota; Viridiplantae; Streptophyta; Magnoliopsida; Brassicales; Brassicaceae
Product: condensin complex subunit 3-like
Exons: 12
Coding region: 82-3243 (1053 amino acids)
Biological process (GO): mitotic chromosome condensation
Cellular component (GO): condensed chromosome; condensin complex
Source: RefSeq, a predicted model, not a curated record